AUGUAUCGCACAAAUCAAAAUGGCCAGUCCCAGAGAGAAGAUGCCGAUGGAUUCCACCAGAACCGUCUAACUGCCAGACAAACUACCUCUGUGAAUAUGUCAGCAACAAUUUCCGAGCAAUUUAAAGAAUCAUGGCUCACAGUUAUAAUUGGAUCUAUAAUGUUUGCUAUUGGAAUGUGUCUUCUGUUUUGGAACGAGGGGAAAGCUGUGAGGGUUGCGUAUUCUUUAAAUGAAGCUUUGCACAACAUAGUCGUAGUUUCUAAUCCACUUGCCUUAUUGCCCGAUUACCAAGGUCGUUUGGUAUACUUGUCAGGGCACUUACAAGUCUUGGAACCAUUGACGGAGCCAGAUUAUGGAAUUGUCAUGUCUAGUGUGAAAUUAAAAAGAAGGGUACAGAUGUAUCAGUGGGUUGAGAUUGAAGAAGAAGAAAGUUUCGGUGGUGCAACGGAGGAUGAGAAGCACUAUUAUUACACAACGGAAUGGAAGGAUAAACUCGUGGAUUCGGAUCACUUCUACAUUCGCACUGGUCAUCAUAAUCCGAAGGAAAUGUCAAUCAAGAGCCAAUUGCAGAUUGCGGAUGAGGUGAAGAUUGGUGCAUUUACAUUUGGGGUUGAACUGAAGAAGAAGUUUACCGACUUUGUGGAAGUUACCAGCGACGAGAGGCCAGAACGAAAGGACAUUAAAAUGCAUUCGGGAUUGUAUUAUCAUAGCGCGGACUUGUGGAAUCCACAAGUAGGAGACAUCAGAAUACAAUUCUCUUACGCGGGGAAAAGCGGAGAAGUUUAUACGGUGGUUGGUCUGCUGGAGAAAGAUGUUAUCAAGCCGUAUUACACGCAGCAAGGCGAGGAGAUUUUGCUGCAACGAAAGCACAAGAUUUCGGUGGAUCAGAUGUUUCACUUGGAGCACAAGCAUAAUUAUUGGCGAACCUGGUACAUUAGAGUCCUUGGAUGGCUGGUGCUCUUUGUGGCGGCGACGUGUUUGGCAAACAUACUAAAGACCAUUAUACUAAAUUCGACGUUUCUUUGCGGCAUAAUAGCGGUUGAGUCUCUGACCCUAUCAGUCUCCAUGUUCAUUAGUUUCCUAGUAAUCGGUAUUGCUUGGGUAUGGUAUCGGCCGAUGAUCGGUCUUUGUUUAACACUCAUGUCCAUUGUACCUUUUAUCUACUCGCGUCUGACGUCCGGGUCUUCAUCUCAACAGCGUGAAAAUUAUAAUAGAUUAUAAACUAGAUUUACAAUAUCAUUUUACUGCUUUCACUUUCUAGUCUUUUUAACUCUAUUAUAUUCACACGUGACAUAAUAUUACAUAAGACAUAAUUUAUUAUGACAAUAUUUAUAAUAAAAAUGCCACAUAUUUGAUAUUAGA
Molecule: messenger RNA, 1362 nt
Organism: Dinoponera quadriceps
Lineage: Eukaryota; Metazoa; Arthropoda; Insecta; Hymenoptera; Formicidae
Gene: Tmem43
Product: transmembrane protein 43 homolog
Exons: 6
Coding region: 1-1221 (406 amino acids)
Biological process (GO): nuclear membrane organization
Cellular component (GO): nuclear inner membrane
Source: RefSeq, a predicted model, not a curated record